Ylistrum balloti is the source of this 4563-nucleotide messenger RNA. RefSeq lists its product as uncharacterized. Lineage: Eukaryota; Metazoa; Mollusca; Bivalvia; Pectinida; Pectinidae. The transcript has 7 exons. Gene Ontology annotation, biological process: G protein-coupled receptor signaling pathway. Gene Ontology annotation, molecular function: adenylate cyclase inhibiting G protein-coupled glutamate receptor activity. Bases 1 to 4563 code for a protein of 1520 amino acids. Gene Ontology annotation, cellular component: membrane. The record is from RefSeq and is a predicted model, not a curated record.
AUGUGCUGGUUCUAUGGGUUUGUUUACAUUUGGACGAAUGUCGUCGUGUGUUUGGCCUCUAACCAGUGUCUGUAUACGGGCGGCCACUGUAAGGACAGAACCAUCUCCACUAAUGGCACAUUCAACAUUGCGAUCGUUGCGAACAUGCACGAGACUUUCGCGGGUAGAUAUUGCGGGAACAUAUCGCCCCAGGGGUUCCAGACCGCGAUGGCCAUCGAAUGGAUUACAAAUUUGGUGAACAGUUAUUACAUGCCUGGGAUACCUCUGGGGUUCGAAAUUUAUGAUGAUUGUGGACUUCCCGCUUUGGCCACCGACGCCAUCAUCGAUAUCAUUCCCGAUGGAAAACCAGCAGAUCUUGUGUCGUGUGAUAUCACGUCAUCAAGCACAUCAACAUUUACAGGAGUCCUUGCUAUGACAUCUGUUGAAUCUUCUGUCGCCUUAUCGGAUAUCGUGGGACGAAACAUUCCCUUCAUUAGUGGGCAUGCGCGUUCUCCGACCUUGGAAAUGAAAGACAAUAUCCUGUUUACCGUGCCGUCCAUAAAGGAAGAAGUAAAGGCAGCUUAUCAACUGAUGCAGACAUUGAGAUGGUACUAUAUUGUCAUUCUGCAUACAGACGAAGACAUUGGAAAACUCUAUCUUGAAGAAUUUGAAUUACAACGAAAACAGACAAAAGUCUGUAUAGGAGGGAUCAAAGAGAUUGCUAUUAAAUAUGCAGACGACGUGAACGUGGUGAAAGCUGAGGUCAAACAAUUGAUCAAUUAUCUGGAAAAUCAACAAAGUCACACUCUUAAUGAAAAGAUGGGGGUUGUGUAUUUGGGAGGAACAAUCGCGGCCAGGCAUAUCAUUCAGAGCAUUAUUGACGAGAAGAGCACACAGGCUAGGAAUCUACAGUGGAUUAUGUUGGCAAAUAUCAAAACAGAUUCGGAGGUUAUCUCAAUGAUUCAGACAUCAGCGGAAAGAAACGAUAAAUUAAAUAUAUUUCUGGUAGCAGUUUCACCGCACGGUUUUGUCAAAUUAAACACAUUUAAAGAUUUUUUUAUUGAUAUAUUAUCAAGUGGCGAUCCCGAUGGAAGAUACUAUCCUUGGUUUGAAAAAUACAAGUCCAGAGUUUACUCCAACUGUUUACCUAACUGUAACCGACAGGCCCUGGAGCAAGGUUACCAACAGGAUAUCAACUCGGUUAGUGCAGUAGUAGCCGUCCUGGCUCUGGCCUCCGCCAUCAAAAGUGUGCACUCUGACCACUGUGGGGACGAGAUUGGUGUGUGUCCUAACCUUCAGAAAAAGAAUUUACAUGUACUGGUCCGAGACAAAUUAAAAUCUACUUCGAUCAAUCUUACUUCCAGUUCCACCUUCUUACCACAGGAAUUGUCCUCUCUGGAUACUUCUAUCCUGACAGUGGACCGACAUUUCCACAUAGACGGGACAACCAUGGUUAACUUCUUCAAAUACAACAGCACCAACACCAGAGUGAUAUUCGAUAAGAUUGGAAAUCCAGGAACGAAUCUCCAUCUUGGAAAGGACAUGUUCUCAAUAUGUAAAGACCAGUGUAAUGCGUGUAUUCAAGAAGAAGAGGUCCAGUUCGCUUAUGUGGACGGUGAUAUCCUUAUCCUGGGAUUGUUCUCUAUACGAGAGGCCGAUGGUAACUUUGGGUGUGGAGGUUUUAGAGAUGACGACCAGGCCAUUGUCACAGCGCUAGCUUUUAUACAAACUAUCAAACAGUUAUCGCCAAUAGGCGGGAAACGAAUCGGGGGAUUAGCAUUUGACGACUGUUAUGCAUCACUGAACACUUCUAAUUUCUUAACAGAGUUAUUUAGUGGAAAGAAAACACUAAAAUAUAAAACAUCGACAUCUGAACAAAUCAUAGACAUGUCUAAAGUCCGAUUUGCUGUCGGUGCUGUAUCGAGUGACGUCACUCUCCUUGUUGCUGAUCUUUUAACACAUUUGAAUAUACCUAUGGUCUCUUAUGGUGCUUCCUCUGCCUUUUUGGACAACAGACGCAUCUAUCCGUACUUCCUCCGGACUGUUCCGAGCGAUAAACUCCAAGUUGAUGGAAUUGUUGAUAUUCUAACCCGCCUGGAUUUUUCCUUCGUUGGUGGUAUCUAUUUGGAUGACGCCUACGGGUACAAUGGGAUACUGGAUGUUGAACAGAAGGCUAGUGACAAUGGAAUAUGUAUCAUCGACAAACAAAUGGUCACUAGUAACUACCAGAGUUAUCCUCAGAUUGAGCAGACAUUAAGGCAGAACGUAGUCAAGGUGGUUGUAUUUUACGGCAUUUCUACAGUUGCCAAGGAGAUGCUGGACAACUUCGAUAACCCGUAUGUAUUUAUCGCCAGCGAGGCAUGGGGUAAAGACCCAGACCUCAUCACACAACAGACGGGUUCGAAAAGUAGAGGGUCUCUGGUGUUUCAAACAGACACAACGCACCGCACAGAUCAUCACCUACAGACAUAUCUGAUGUCUAUUUCGCCCAAGAAUGAUACAGGUCUACCUUGGGUAGAAAAAUUAUGGGAAAAUCUCUUGGAAUGUGACUUUCCUUGGUCAACUGACAAGAAAUACACAGGCAAACCCGAGUGUCCAAUGACCGCUAGAAUAAAUCAGACUUUUGCAUCUUAUUUAAGCGAUUAUCAGCGCGUGAUGCACGUGAGUCAUGCUGUCAACGCGAUUUGGAAAGGAUGUAGUGUAUCGCCCAAAUGCUUAACUUCAUCUAUUGACAGAGUAUUUGCUCAGCAGUUAACGAACUCUAUCAAAAACGUUCAGCUUACAGCGAUCGACGGCAAGCCCUUCAAACUCUUCAGAGAAGAUGGGAACGGCUGCAUGGGCCUUUCGAUAUUUAACAUACAACAACAAUCAGACAACAAAUACGUCUAUAAACAGGUUGGGAUGUAUAGUGAGGAGGGACAUCUCAAUUUAGAAAUGGACCAGAUACAAUUUUACGACUCGUUUGGGCAGCCAUUGCAAAUCCGCGGUGUUGAGGCUACGUGUAAACCUGAUUUGUGUCAGGGUAUCUGCCAGUUUGCGCCAAUUACCCCCAACACGACAAUGGUCCCAGCCACAGAAAGACCUGUCACUCCCACACCUUCCCCCGAAGACGGCUCCAUUAGAACUGAUAAUAUAGUGAUGGGUGUUGUAAUUGGGCUGAUGUUUGUCAUCCUUAUUCUCCUCAUUUUGUUGCUCUUCCGUCAACACAAUACCAAUAGAGAAAUGUCCAUUCAGAAAGCAUCUAUACAAAGCCAUCAUACUGCCAGCAUGCGAAGUUUGGAUAAUAUGUACGAAGAAGUAGGAAGCUCGCGUGGUACUUCAAAUCAAGGUUUCGAAAUGAAUAAUUUCAAUUCAAGGGACUUUAGGGAUGGGUCGUUUGGUAAGCCUAGCGGCAGCUUGACCAAACAGUCUUCCUCAAUUGAGUAUUCAGAUGUGGUACAGAGUCUUCCUGAUCUAACAAAACCAACUGUCCCACGAACGGCUUCAUCAUCAGCUUCCGGUUCCGGAGGUGACGCCAGUAGUGUUCCUUCUAGAGGAAGUCGGGCUACCGAGAAAAACAGUUCGGCAAUGUCAGAUACUUCUGGUGCCUCAAGUCUGGGAGACCGUAAACAUCUGACUUACGUUACAGCUGGAGACCUUGCCUUGGUUGAUGAGGACGUGCUCGCAACUCCUCCCCCGAGCUACUUGGAGCUGGAUGAAGAGGCGGGCGCAAACCAACCCCAGCCACCUGAAAAUAUACCACUGCCGAUAACCUCUGGGAAUGUGUACAGGCCUGACCGACCUCAAACUCUUCCUGGGAUAAGUGCUCACCAGCUUUCUAAUACUCCAUUAGUUCUUUCCCCUAAUACACAUUUACAUUAUCCCACACAACAUGCUCAUUCAGCAGAGCAGUUACAGUCGAUGUAUCUUCAUGCAUUACCACAGAGCCAUCCGUCUAAUGUUCCACAGAACCAACCGUCUAAUGUUCCACAGAACCACCCGUCUAAUGUUCCACAGAACCAUCCGUCUAAUGUUCCACAGAACCAUCCGUCUCAUGUUCCACCGAACCAAUUCCUACCUGUAAGCCAUGCUGUUAAUCCGAAUCAGUUAUACCUGUUGGCGAACAAUCAAAACCGUGAAUCAGUCCUAUAUUUAGAUCCAGUACCAACACCACAAAAUGUUAUGCGUAAUGGAGGACAUGCUCCUCAAUCAAGUCCUUUAGUGAUAUUUGACAAGAAUGGCGUCCCCCGUAUAUUUACAGAAAGUAAUUUAUCACAACACAUAAGCGACCCUCCCGUUACUGUUUCAUCACAUCAAAGACCAAUUCCAAUGGCACACUUCCCAACAGAAAAUAAACAUACGGCCGCAGAACCAGGUCAAACGGACAACAAGUUACAUCAGAGUAUAGUCCCUUUGCAACAUCCGGUAUCUCCAAUAGAACAAAAUGGUAGUCCCAGACAACAAGGAUCCAUUCCCUCUACUAUGUCUUCUAAUGUUCACCGCCCUGUGCCAAGGAAGUCCUAUUCGUCCAGUGGAAGUGGUUCAACCUCUCAUCUCUCUCCUUCCUUUCUAGAUGAUGACGAUGGGGAGGUUAUUAUCAUAUAA